Molecule: messenger RNA, 2790 nt
Organism: Thlaspi arvense
Lineage: Eukaryota; Viridiplantae; Streptophyta; Magnoliopsida; Brassicales; Brassicaceae
Source: the annotation of a GenBank genome assembly
GCCAUGGCCUCUCUAAAAACUGUUGUUUCAUCUCUUUCUCUUCUUCUCUUCGCUUUAAUCCUCUGUUUCUCAACCGUCCAGUGCUCCAACACCAUCGGCAAAGGCUACCGUUUGAUCUCAAUCGAAGAAUCUCCAGACGGUGGUUUCAUCGGCUAUCUCCAAGUCAAGCAGAAGAACAAAAUCUACGGCUCAGAUAUCACCACCCUCCGUCUCUACGUCAAGCACGAGACGGAUAAUCGUCUCCGUGUUCACAUCACGGACGCGAGGAAGCAACGAUGGGAGGUUCCGUACAACCUCCUCCCACGAGAACAGCCACCGCCGGUGGGGAAAGUCAUCGGAAAAUCCCGAAAAUCUCCGAUUACAGUCCAGGAGAUCUCCGGAUCGGAGCUGAUUUUCAGCUUCACCGCAGAUCCAUUCAGCUUCGCCGUGAAACGGAAAUCCAACGGCCAGACUCUGUUCAACACGAGCUCCAACGAAGCUUUCGGAGAAAUGGUGUUCAAAGAUCAAUACCUCGAGAUCUCGACCUCGUUACCCAAAGACGCGUCGAUCUACGGAUUAGGGGAAAACUCUCAGGCCAACGGGAUCAAGCUGGUUCCUAACGAGCCGUACACUCUCUACACGGAGGAUGUAUCGGCGAUUAACCUCAACACCGAUCUGUACGGUUCGCAUCCGGUUUACAUGGAUCUGAGGAACGUCGGAGGCAAGGCUUACGCUCACGCCGUUCUGCUUCUCAACAGCAACGGCAUGGAUGUGUUCUACAGAGGAACUUCUCUGACUUACAAAGUCAUCGGAGGAGUUUUCGAUUUCUAUUUCGUCGCCGGACCUUCGCCUCUCGACGUCGUUGAUCAGUACACUUCUUUAAUCGGACGGCCUGCUCCGAUGCCGUACUGGUCUUUAGGAUUUCACCAAUGUAGAUGGGGUUACCAUAACUUAUCAGUUGUUGAAGACGUAGUGGACAGUUACAAAAAGGCCAAGAUCCCACUCGAUGUGAUAUGGAACGAUGAUGAUCACAUGGACGGACACAAAGACUUCACACUGAAUCCCAUAAGCUAUCCUCGUGAGAAGCUACUGAAGUUCUUGGACAGGAUCCACAAGAUAGGAAUGAAGUAUAUCGUGAUCAACGAUCCUGGUAUCGGCGUCAACGCUAGCUACGGAGUAUACCAACGAGCCAUGGCCAACGACGUGUUCAUCAAGUAUGAAGGAAAGCCUUUCUUGGCUCAAGUCUGGCCCGGUCCGGUUUACUUUCCUGAUUUCCUUAACCCGAAGACGGUUGCUUGGUGGGGAGACGAAAUCCGCCGCUUCCAUGAGUUAGUCCCUAUAGAUGGUCUAUGGAUCGACAUGAACGAGGUUUCGAACUUCUGCUCUGGUUUAUGCACGAUUCCAAAGGGGAAGCAGUGUCCUAGUGGUGAAGGACCUGGUUGGGUUUGUUGCUUGGACUGCAAGAAUAUAACCAAGACGAGAUGGGAUGAACCUCCUUACAAGAUCAAUGCUACUGGAGUCAAAGCUCCUGUUGGUUUCAAGACGAUAGCCACUAGUGCUUUGCAUUACAAUGGUGUUCGUGAGUAUGAUGCUCAUAGUAUCUACGGAUUCUCUGAGAGCAUUGCCACACACAAGGCCUUACAGUCUAUCGAAGGCAAACGUCCUUUCAUUCUCUCCCGGUCUACUUUUGUCGGUUCGGGUAAAUACGCUGCUCAUUGGACCGGAGAUAACCAAGGAACGUGGCAGAGCUUGCAAGUGUCUAUCUCGACGAUGUUGAACUUCGGAAUCUUCGGAGUUCCCAUGGUUGGUUCAGACAUCUGUGGAUUCUACCCACAACCAACAGAGGAACUCUGCAACCGUUGGAUCGAAGUAGGAGCGUUUUAUCCGUUUUCGAGAGAUCACGCUAAUUACUACUCUCCAAGACAAGAGCUUUACCAAUGGGACACGGUUGCAGAAUCGGCUCGUAACGCUCUUGGUAUGAGAUACAGAAUCCUUCCUUUCCUCUACACUCUUACCUACGAAGCUCAUAUGACCGGUGCACCAAUCGCUAGACCGCUCUUCUUCUCUUUCCCUGAGUACACCGAGUGUUACGGCUCGAGCAGACAGUUCUUGCUAGGAAGCAGCUUUAUGGUAUCUCCGGUUCUUGAAAAGGGCAAAACCGAAGUAGAAGCUCUGUUCCCGCCAGGUUCUUGGUACCACAUGUUCGACAUGACUCAAGCCGUUGUGUCCAAGAAAGGGAAACGCGUGACUCUCCCUGCUCCGUUGAACUUCGUGAACGUUCAUCUUUACCAGAACACGAUCUUACCGAUGCAACAAGGCGGGUUGAUCUCGAAAGAAGCGAGAACGACGCCGUUUAGCCUCGUCAUUACUUUCCCGGCGGGUGCUUCAGAGGGAUACGCGACGGGUAAGCUUUAUCUAGACGAGGACGAGCUUCCGGAGAUGAAGCUAGGAAACGGACAGUCCACGUACGUUGACUUCUACGCUUCGGUAGGAAAUGGAACUGUGAAGAUGUGGUCACAAGUUAAAGAAGGGAAAUUUGCGUUGAGCAAAGGAUGGGUGAUUGAGAAAGUUAGUGUCUUGGGACUUAAAGGAACAGGACAAGCUUCUGAGAUUGAAAUCAAUGGAAGUCCGGUUUCGAACGAGGAGAAGAAGAUUGUGGUAAGCUCGAAGGAGCACAGUUAUGUGAUUGGAUUAGAAGAUGAAGGAGAAGGAGAGAACAAGAGUGUGAUGGUUGAAGUUCAGGGACUUGAGAUGCUUGUUGGUAAAGACUUUAAAAUGUCAUGGAAAAUGGGUAUUAGCGGUGCAAAUUAA